CUGGCCGCCAUAUAGCCAAUCUAAUAGGCAGAGAAUUGAUACCGAGUAUUGGGGAUAUAAGCUUGUUGCAGGAUUUGACUUUCCUUGCUAUCUCGUGGACUAGGAGCUUUCAGCUCCCCACUCAACAUAAACGACCCUACCCGACUAAGUACACGGGUUCCGAACCGAUCGAAAGAACUCCACUGAAGAACACUGAUUCUUUCGCUUGGCUCGAAAGGGUGUCGUAAAAAGUGCGGUUUGUUCAUGUGAACUUGUUUCCUGACGAUAUCUUGAGCUGUUGAAAGUCCUUGAUCAACCUUCCUCCAGCCCUUCAGACAGCAGGAAACACCAUUGAGUGUCUACCAAGAUGCCUUCCGCGAUUAACAAUGGGCCUCGGGCUCCUAUUGCCAUUAUUGGCAUGUCGUGUCGAUUUCCCGGUGAUGCGGAAAACCCUUCAAAGUUCUGGGAACUGUUGAAAGAGGGGCGAGAAGCCUACUCGGCAAAAACACAUCGAUACAAUGAGGAAGCUUUCUAUCAUCCUGGAGGUCAGUUCAACAACAAACGGCAAAAUGUUUUACCAGUAAAGGGAGGAUAUAUGCUGAAGCAAGACCCGUACGUCUUCGAUGCCGCCUUCUUUAAUAUUACCGCCGCAGAGGCGAUUUCAUUCGAUCCUAAGCAGCGGAUUGCAAUGGAAGUCACAUACGAAGCCUUUGAAAAUGGUGGUAUAACGCUUCAAGCAGCCGCUGGAACUAAGACUGCAUGCUACAUUGGAACAUCAAUGAGUGACUAUAGAGAUUCCAUUGUCAGGGAUUUCGGGAACUACCCAAAAUAUCACCUACUUGGUACCAGUGACGAGAUGAUCUCAAAUCGAAUUUCUCACUUCUUCGACCUCCGUGGUCCCAGCGCCACAAUUGAGACCGCCUGUUCCUCAAGUCAUGUCGCAACUCAUAUUGCCUGCCAAAGCAUACAAAGCGGUGAAUCAGAUAUGGCGGUUGUUGGUGGCAUUGGGAUGCUGCUUGUACCUGAAAGCACAAUGCAACUGAACAACCUUGGCUUCCUCAGUCCAUUUGGGCAAUCCCGAGCGUUCGAUGCAUCGGGAGCAGGCUACGGCCGCGGAGAAGGCUGUGGCAUUUUUAUCUUGAAAAGACUAGAUAAAGCUUUGGAAGAUGGGAACAACAUUCGGGCCAUCAUUCGUGGGACAGGUGUAAACUCAGAUGGGUGGACACAGGGCGUAACGAUGCCCUCAGGAGAUGCACAAGCUUCAUUGAUCGAGUAUGUGUAUAAGUCAAACGGACUUGACUACAGUGACACACAGUACGUCGAGGCUCACGGUACAGGAACAAAAGUAGGCGAUCCGACGGAGGCUGAAGCACUACAUCGCACUAUCGGACAACCUACACUAAAGCGCGAGAAGUUAUGGAUGGGUAGUGUAAAGACGAACAUAGGCCAUCUUGAGGCUGCUGCAGGAGCGGCGAGCGUGGUUAAGGGAGUUCUGGCAAUGGAACACGGUUUAAUACCACCGACUCUCCAUUUCAAAGACCCCAACCCGGCUAUCAAGUUUGACGAGUGGAAACUAGAUGUGCCGACAAAGUUGAUGCCCUGGCCUGUUUGUCAGACAAAGCGAAUGAGCACGAGCGCUUUCGGUAUGGGUGGCACCAACGCUCAUAUUGUGCUAGAGAAACCAAACCAACAAGUAAUUUCGGAAAAAGGCCACAAUCCUGUCAUCAAAAAGAGACUUUUCGUCUUCAGUAGUCAUGACCAGGCUGGCUUCAAGCGUAUUGGUAACAGACUCAUCGAACAUCUGGAUCACCUUGGUGUCAAAUCAUCAGGCGCAGAGUACCUGGCUAACCUCGCACAUACUCUUGCAGUCGGACGGUCAGGUCUUACAUGGAAAACCUCGUGUUUCGCAGAGAGCACAGCUGAGUUGCGAGAGCACUUGACCAAUCGUAUUGGAGAAGAUGCUGUGCGUACUACAGCCGGUGAAAGGCCUCGUAUUGGUUUUGUUUUCACUGGUCAAGGUGCACAAUGGGCUCGAAUGGGGCUUGAAUUGAUGGAACGCAAGGUUUUCGGUGACUCUGUAGCCACGUCUGUCGAGUACCUAAAACAGAUGGGUUGUAAGUGGGAUCCCAUUGUCGAACUAUCCAAAGCGCAGAAAGAGUCUCAACUAGCGAAACCUGAAAUAAGCCAAGCAAUUUGUACAGUUUUACAAAUUGCUCUGGUAGACGAGCUACGGUCUUGGGGCGUUAGACCAAGCAAAGUAGUUGGUCAUUCCAGUGGUGAGAUUGCGGCAGCAUACUGCAUGGGUGCUCUUACACACAGAGAUGCGCUUGCUGCAGCUUACUAUCGGGGCAAGGCUUCCUCUGGCAUCAAUAGCCAUGGAGGCAUGAUGGCCGUCGGAACCGGCCAGGAAGAUGCCAAGAAGAUGAUUGCAGAAGUGAAGGCGCAAGCUACUGUUGCCUGUGUUAAUUCACCAAAUAGUAUUACCCUGUCUGGAGAUGUGGACGCACUCGAGACUCUUGCGGAGAUCUUUGAGAAGCGAGGCACUUUUGCUAGAAAGCUCAAAGUUGAUGUGGCUUACCACUCUUCACACAUGCGGUCUUGUUGUGCGGGCUAUCAAUCGGACAUUAUGCACCUAGAAACCCAAGACGUAGAUGAGCAGGAUGAGUCAGAAGAUGCCAUCUGCAUGGUAUCCAGUGUCACUGGCAGCUUGAUCGACGCUGAAGCGUUGGGUCCAUACUACUGGAUCCGUAACUUGAUCUCUCCUGUUCUUUUUUCUGAUGCUGUAAAAGAGUUGAUAUCCCCUGCCGACGGUGAUGGUGGCAACACUGUCGAUAUGCUGGUUGAAAUCGGUCCUCAUAGUGCUCUGAGAGGGCCGAUUGAGCAAAUACUAUCUUAUAAUGGCAUCAAGGGUAUUGAAUAUGCGUCGAUGCUCACACGCGGAGAGUCUGCAAUAGAAACAAGCUUGAGUCUUGCUGCUGAGCUGUUUCGUCGAGGCCUGACACUGGAUAUUGCCAAGGUCAAUGACGACUCUCAUUGCCGUCUCCUGACGGAUCUACCGCCAUACCCGUUCAACCACACUCAAACGUUUCGAGCUGAAUCACGCCUUCAGCGUGAGACUCUCACCCAGAAAAACCCUACCAAAAGUAUUAUUGGCGCUGAGAGACCAAGCAUGGACGAGCACGAGCGAGUCUGGCGUGGUUUUAUCAAUCUUGAUGACGAACCCUGGAUACGCGACCAUACAGUUGGCUCUACGGUCCUUUUUCCCGGCGCUGGUGUAGUCAGUAUCGCUCUUGAAGCAGCUCAGCAGAUGAUUGAGAAGGGGAAGGUGGCCCGUUCUUUCGCAUUACGUGAUGUUUCCUUCAUGGCUAUGAUGGCACUUUCGGAGAGCACCCCAACUGAAAUCAUAACUCAUGUUCGGCCACACCUGGUCGCUACAACUGGAACUACACCAGCAACUUGGUGGGAGUUUACGGUCUCUUCGUGUACCGGUGCUACUGGCCAUGUGCGAAAUAAUUGUCGUGGUUUGUUUUCGAUCAAUUAUGAGGACUCACGUAGCUCACACAUGGAGCGGGAGAUUCGUAGCCUUGAAGCCAAUCGCGUGGCGGAUUAUCACCAAAUUAUAAAAGAAUGUCCAGAGAAAAUAUCCAAAAAAGCAUUCUAUAAUACUCUGGCCAGGUCAGCCCUCGCAUAUGGUCCUCACUUCCAGGGAGUUGAAAACUGCCGUCCUGGCAACGGCAAGACGACUUUUGAUAUCGAGAUCAUCGACCUUGGAGAGACCUUUAGCAAGGACAAACUAACACGACCGUUCCUUAUACAUGGCGCAGCGCUUGAUGCUAUAUUCCAAGCAUGGGUGGGAAGCACGAAAGAUGCCAACGGAACUGGCAGUUUUGGGUUCGACAAGCCUUUGCUGCCCAAGAGCAUUGGGGAACUUGAAAUCUCUGCCACUUUUCCCAGUGAGGUUGGCUAUACUAUGCCCGGUCUCAGUCACUCCAGAAAGCAUGGCUUCAGUGAAUGGUCUGCUGAUAUCACUAUGUUUGACAAGGAAGUGUCAAAAGUAUUCCUUUCGGUUAACGAAUUUCGUCUGGCCGAACUCGAAGUGGAAGAUUCAGACAAGCCGGAUAUGGGAGAUGGUGCUGACGUUGAUCCAGCCGAGAUAGCUUCUGAAGUCAGGUGGAACUACGCCCUGGAUUUGAUGAGUUCACAAGAGAUUAAUAAUGUUGUCGAAAGAAUUUCUGGCUGCUCACGAGAUAAACUGAAUCAUCUUAUCGCCAUGGCAGUUCAUCAGCGUCCGAAUCUUGACAUAAUUGAGCUGAUUGGGGAUGCUCAUCAGCUUGCUCAUACAGCCGUAUCCAGACUUCCCAAAGGCACUCUCCUGCCAAGCCAAGUUCGCUAUGCCAUGACCAACGACGUCGAUAAUGAAGACAUUGGCGGCAAUGUCUUCGGUCAUCCUUUUGCUCUUGGUACCUCCGAUACUGCCCUUGCCGACGAUGUUGUACCUGCUGAUUUGAUCAUCGCUGCAUCAAAUAUCGACAACCUGGAAGAUGUUGUAGAGAGAGUCAGUCGUCUCGCUAAGCCCGAGGCAAUGAUACUUAUUCUUGCCGAUGCUAAAGUUCAGCCAAGUUUGCCUUCAUUCAUAGAGAAGGGGUUUGGCCUUGUUUUCAGUACGCAAGCGGACGCUGAUUCGCUUGCACUCUACCAUUUCGGUAAAGUAGAAGAGGCACAACCAGCACGUCUCACAAACGGUUCAACCGGGCAAGAGGUGGUUAUAAUUGAGUCCCCUCACCCUUCAGUAAAGGCGACAUCCUUUUCCAAGGGCCUUCAAGAUGCACUUAGUGACGUUGGAUACAAUGUGUCCAUAGUAACUGGUGUCAACAGAGCUCGUACUGCUGAGGCCAAUGUCUACGUGUCCCUCUUGGAGCUUGAACAACCUGUGCUGGAACAGCUCUCUGAAUCCGACUUUCAAAGUCUCCGUGAUUUGUUGUUGAAUUGUGAGCGCCUUUUGUGGAUUACGCGUGGCGACAACCCAUCUCUAGCACUUGUUGAUGGCUUCUCAAGAACUAUCAGGAGUGAAUUCGCAGGUGUUAGCUUCCAAGUACUGCAUCUAAGCAGCGACGAAAUACAGCAAGGUCCCUCGUUGGCUGCACAGAUCCUCUUCAAACCAAGUGCAGAUAGCGAGUUCAGGGAGCGCGGCGGAAUUUUGCAAGUCUCUCGAUUUUACAGAAGUCUUGAAGAAGAUGAUCAUAUCCGCUACCAUCUUCUCGACUCCACUCGAGUCAGGAGCCUGCCGGUUAAUGAGACUGACAAGGACAGCACUGCCUUCCGUCUUACUGUCGGAAAACCGGGACUUUUGAAUACGCUGCACUUUGUCCCUGAUGGAACUAUGGAGACUCUGCUUGCUGAGAAUGAAGUUGAGAUUCAGGUGAAAGCUAGCGGUAUCAACUUCCGUGACAUCAUGGGUUCCAUGGGUCUUCUCCCAGUGUCAGGUAUUGGACAGGAAGCAAGCGGUGUCGUCAUAAGAUCGGGAAAACUAGGUGCCCAGACGCUGAAACCUGGAGACCGUAUCAGCACACUGACAGUGGGAGGAACACACGCGACUAAGAUUCGCUGUGAUUAUCGUGUUGCAAAGAAGAUCCCUGACGUAAUGUCGUUUGAAGAUGCAGCAGGGAUUCCCGUCACAUAUUGCACGGCAUAUUACGCACUCGUCAAAUUAGCAAAGCUUCGCGAAGGCCAGUCUGUGCUAAUCCAUGCCGCGGCUGGUGGUACCGGACAAGCUGCUCUGCAGUUAGCGAAGCACCUCGGUCUAGUCAUCUAUGCUACAGUAGGUACUGACAUCAAACGUACUCUUAUCAAAGAGAGAUAUGGUAUCCCCGACGAGAACAUUUUCUACUCGCGGGACAGCAGUUUCGUCAAAGGCAUUCACCGGGCAACUAACGGCCGUGGGGUUGAUUGCGUCCUCAAUUCCCUGUCUGGCGAGCUCUUGCGACUGUCGUGGGGGUGCCUUGCCACCUUCGGCACUUUCAUCGAGAUUGGUCUACGCGACAUUACUGAUAAUAUGCGUCUUGAUAUGAGGCCAUUUUCAAAGAGCGCAACAUUCAGCUUCAUCAAUAUGGUUACUUUGCUUCAAGAGAACCCAGACGCCAUGGGAGAGAUUUUAGAGACAGUAUUCGACCUGAUACAGAGAAAUGCCCUGCAACCAGCCUAUCCAGUUACCGUCUACCCCGUUGGCAAGGUGGAAGAAGCGUUCCGUAUCAUGCAGCAAGGUAAGCACCUAGGAAAAAUGAUCCUAUCGUUCCCCGCAGAUGACGCCAAGGCACCGGUUCUAUGCAGAGCCAAAGAUUCGCUAAGGCUUGAUGCCAAUGCAACAUACCUCUUCAUUGGGGGUCUAGGUGGUCUAGGUCGCAGUUUGGCAGUUGAACUUGUGGCAUGUGGAGCCAAAAGCAUAGCCUUCCUCUCACGAUCUGGUGAUUCAAAGCCCGAAGCAAAGGCAGUUGUCGGCGAGUUGAAAGGAUAUGGUAUUCAAGUCAUGGUUUACCGUGGAGAUGUCUCUGAUCAAGCGUCGUUCCUUGCUGCCAUGAAGCAGUGCUCACAGGAGCUGCCACCGGUGAAGGGGGUGAUUCAAAUGGCCAUGGUGCUCCGCGACGUGGUGUUUGAGAAGAUGACAUACCAUGACUGGAUGACUGGCCUAGCACCCAAGGUGCAAGGUACCUACAACCUACACACCUACUUUGAUAAGGAGCGCCCACUUGACUUCAUGAUAUUCUUCUCCUCUAUUGCUGGCAUCUUUGGCAAUCCGAGUCAGGCUCAGUAUGCUGCAGGUAAUACAUAUCAGGAUGCACUUGCAAAAUUCCGACGUGAUCAAGGGCUCAAGGCUGUUUCUGUCAACUUAGGUAUCAUGCGCGAUGUAGGCGUUAUUGCAGAGGGCGACUCACAUUUCAUGCAACAAUGGGAAGAAGUACUCGGUAUCCGUGAACCUGCCUUCCAUGCUCUCAUCAAGAGCCUAAUUAACGGCCAAUCGCAACUCGGAAGCGCUCGAGAGGCUGCGCAGUGCCCUUCCCAGGUAACUGUUGGCCUGGGUACUAGUGAUAUUAUAACUAGAAAUAAGAUUAAGGAGCCGAAUUACUUCAGUGACCCGCGUUUCGGGCCGCUAGCAGUCAGUAGCGUCACUGUCACAUCAGAUGUUGCCUCGGGAGACACGGCUGUUUCUCUAUCAUCCAAACUAUCCAGCUUGAGCAACGACACAGAUUCGGCAGCAGCAGGAGCUAUUAUUACUGAAGCUCUAGUAGCUAAGUUGGCCAAGAUUCUUCAAGUGCCGCCUAGCGAAAUUGACUCUAGCCGGCCCAUGUACCGUUACGGCGUGGACUCUCUCGUGGCUUUAGAGGUGAGAAACUGGAUUACGAAAGAGAUGAGUGCUAAUAUAACACUGCUGGAAAUUCUCGGUGCGAUGCCUAUGGAACAAUUUGCAGUACUGAUUGCGAAGAAGAGUAAACUGCUGAACGGAAUUUCGGCUUGAGCCUAGUUGAGACCCUUUUAGCCUUGAAUUCCCUACUGUAUAUAACAUAUGUAGAAUGUGGAAGUGAGAAAGCGAACAUGUGUCAAACCAAAUCAUUUACAUUUAAAAUAUGGUAUCAGCUCUCAUUCACCGAGUAGUUGCUAGUUCUACUGACCAAAACUGCUCUCAGUUCCGAUUGCUUGCUUUGAUUACAUCGCGGUGGAACAGUACAUGUAAUCUGGUGUAUGACCGGGAAAGAAAAUUACGGCUGUUCAAUACAACAUAAUCCCGCAACAGACGGCCUUUUUUGAAACCUAAUAGCGGGCGGGUCUCGUGCACUCAUAUAGGGCAGACCUAAAUUCACAUGUUCCAGUCUUUAACUAGAUCCACGACCUGAAACCUCUGCAUCACAGCACCUCGCCUUCCC
Messenger RNA from Talaromyces proteolyticus, 7895 nucleotides. RefSeq names its product reducing polyketide synthase. The record is from RefSeq and is a predicted model, not a curated record. Lineage: Eukaryota; Fungi; Ascomycota; Eurotiomycetes; Eurotiales; Trichocomaceae. Gene Ontology annotation, biological process: secondary metabolite biosynthetic process; fatty acid biosynthetic process. The coding region runs from base 347 to 7489 and encodes 2380 amino acids. The transcript has 3 exons. Gene Ontology annotation, molecular function: fatty acid synthase activity; zinc ion binding; oxidoreductase activity.